CCUGCGCCCAAUAGACGCGUGCGGGCCGCGGCUUGCGGUUGUGUGCGGGCCCUAGCGGUCCGCCUUCGCGGCGCGUCCUUGUUUCGUGAGACCCCCGGGCACGUGUUGCAUUUGUCUAAGUCAUCAAGUGGAAACUCAGUGAGCGCCUCAACAGGUGCAGCCAUGCAGGAAAACCUCAGAUUUGCUUCAUCGGGAGAUGAUAUUAAAAUAUGGGAUGCUUCGUCUAUGACAUUGGUGGAUAAAUUCAACCCGCACACUUCAUCACAUGGCAUUAGUUCAGUGUGUUGGAGCAGCAAUAAUAACUUUCUAGUAACAGCAUCUUCCAGUGGUGACAAAAUAGUAGUUUCAAGCUGCAAAUGUAAGCCUGUUCCACUUUUGGAGCUUGCCGAAGGGCAAAAGCAGACGUGUGUUGAUUUAAAUUCCACAUCUAUGUAUUUGGCGAGUGGAGGCCUCAAUAGGACUGUCAACAUUUGGGAUUUAAAAUCAAAAAGAAUUCAUCGAUCUCUUACGGAUCAUAAAGAUGAAGUAACUUGUGUAACAUAUAAUUGGAAUGAUUGCUACAUUGCUUCUGGAUCUCUUAGUGGUGAGAUUAUUUUACACAGUGUAACCACUAAUAUAUCUAGUACUCCUUUUGGCCAUGGUAGUAAUCAGUCUGUCCGGCAUUUGAGGUACUCAGUGUAUAAGAAGUCACUGCUGGGCAGUGUUUCCGAUAACGGACUGGUCACUCUCUGGGACGUGAACAGUCAGAGCCCGUACCAUAACUUUGGCAGUACACAUAAAGCUCCAGCCUCGGGCAUCUGUUUUUCUCCUGUCAAUGAACUGCUAUUUGUGACCAUAGGCUUGGAUAAAAGAAUCAUCCUGUAUGACACUUCAUGUAAGAAGCUGGUGAAAACCUUAGUGGCCGAUGCUCCCCUGACUGCAGUCGAUUUCAUGUCCGAUGGAGCCACUCUGGCUAUUGGCUCGUCCCGGGGGAAGAUCUAUCAGUAUGAUUUAAGGAUGCUGAAGCCGCCGGUGAAAACCAUCAGUGCGCACAAGACAUCUGUGCAGUGUAUAGCAUUUCAGUGCUCCGCUGCGCUCACGAAAUCAAGUUUAAGUAAAGGCUGCUCAAAUAAGGCCACAGCAGUGAGCAAACGGAGCAUCUCUGUGAGCUCGGCGGGGGGAGGGGCUCAGAGUUCCGGGGUCGCCAGGGAAGCAGCCCCCGCCACCAGCGCCCCAGUUCUGUCGCAGCCGCUGACGGCAGCUCUGGCCAAAGGCCCCACCGGCACGCAGGACAAAGCAGGUUUGCCUCGAAGCAUAAAUACAGAUAUUUUGUCCAAGGAAACAGACAGUGGAAGAACUCAGGAUUUCUCCAGCUUUGAUGACACAGAAAAAAGUAGUUUAGGAGACAUGUUCUCACCUAUCAGAGAUGAUGUUGUGGUUAACAAGGGAAGUGAUGAGUCCGUAGGCAAAGGAGAUGGCUUUGACUUUCUCCCACAGUUGAGCUCAGUGUUUCCUCCAAGAAAAAAUCCCGUGAAUUCAAGUACUCCAAUACUGCAUUCCAGCCCUCUGAAUGUCUUCUUGGGAUCUCCAGGGAAAGAGGAAAAUGAAAAUCAUGAUCUGACAGCUGAGUCAAGAAAAGCAUAUCUGGGAAAACAGGAACCUAAAGACUCCUUCAAGCAGUUUGCAAAGUUGAUCUCCUCUGGUGCUGAAACUGGAAAUCUGAAUACCUCUCCAUCCUCUAACCAAGCAAGAAAUCUUGAGAAAUUUGAAAAGCCAGAGAAAGACGUUGAAGCCCAGUUGAUACAUGAACCCCCGGUGAACGGGUCCCCAACUCUGAAUCCGAAGAUAGCAUCUUCUGUGACUGCUGGAGUAGCCAGUUCCCUCUCAGAAAAAAUAGUUGAUACAAUUGGAAAUAGUCGACCAAAUGCACCACUGACAACUGUUCAAAUCCGCUUUAUUCAGAACAUGAUACAGGAGACCCUGGAUGACUUUAGAGAAGCGUGCCACCGGGACAUUGUGAAUUUGCAAGUGGAGAUGAUUAAACAGUUUCACAUGCAGCUGAAUGAAAUGCACUCUUUGCUGCAAAGAUUCUCUGUGAAUGAAGGUUUAGUGGCUGAAAUAGAAAGACUCCGAGAGGAAAACAAAAGACUGCGGGCCCACUUUUGAAAUUUCCACGAAUACUUUAACUUUUAAUAAUUUGUUACAUUUCUGGCAACACAGAACUACAUAAAAUCAGUAUUGUGUUCAUAGCCUCGGGGGAAAAUGAUAUUUUUUCAGGUUGCAGGAUGUUGAGAUUUUGUACCAUCAUUUCGUCUUCUCUGUCAAAAAUAUGUAUAUUUUUAUAUUAAAUACUACAACACACUAUCUGCCUUAAAAUCCACAGGAUCUUUAUUUUCUGAAAGCUUUAAUAACUGUACACUAAGUGCCCUUUUCCAUGAGAAAAGGAAAUUGCAUAAAAAUCGGUUGUUUCAUUUUUACCUUUUUUUACUGAUACAUAUAUAUGAUUGACAAAUUACCUCACACAUUGUGGGGUGUAGUUGAGAUUUGAAAGCUUUGAUAUACUUUCUAUUUUUAUGCAGAAAGAAAUUUUAAAAUGAAAUUGUUUUUUUAAGUCAUAGGUGACUAAAACAGAGUUGGCUAAUAAUUAUCUUAUUAACCUGAUGACAUCAAGUGUGACUGUUACACAUGUGAUAAUUUUUGAAAUUUUGAAUGUAAAAAUCUUUUAUUUGUGCUACUGUACUUUUGCUAGUUCUCUACUCUUGCUUGGUAUUUAUUAGCUAACUUUGUGAGAGCUAAGGUAUCUCCUGGUCAUUUUAUGGAUCAGUAACGUAAAUUUAUACUACAGAGUUCGUCACCAUGGCUCAGCUUACAGUCUGAAAAUUUCAUAUUAGAUGCAGAAUAUUACAGUAUUAUUGGUACUUUUUUCCCCCAAGUGAAAAGUCUGGAUUAUUUUGUUCUGUGGUUUGUAGCAUAAACUUGCUAUAAUUCCUUACGUUGUGAAUAGUUUUAAAUUAUUGGCCUUGCCAUGCGAUUAUUUAUAAAGGUUCAUUGUGAAAAGAGUUUCUACUUCCUUGGCAGUGUUUGGACAUAGGCAGCUCCCUGCUGGGAUCUGUGCUAGGAGUGUCAUAAGAUGGGGAGGUCUGCUCACUUGGUCCUGUGAUUGUUGCUUUUUGCCUAGAGACUUAAAUCUGUAUUGUCUGUGUAGCUCUGCUGCCCUAUUUUGGGUUCUGGGUUGAAAAAUGUUUACCAGAACUAAAAAAACAAAACAAAAAAUAGAACAAAACAACACAGACAAUCCUAGUUUAACACACUAAUUUUAUUUUUCCAAAGUAAUGGAAAAUAUUAAUCAUAAAUAUUAGUGAACAUACUAAUUUUUUUUU
Messenger RNA from Octodon degus (degu), 3359 nucleotides. RefSeq names its product neural precursor cell expressed, developmentally down-regulated 1 (gene Nedd1). Bases 163 to 2145 code for a protein of 660 amino acids. The transcript is spliced from 15 exons. The record is from RefSeq and is a predicted model, not a curated record. NCBI's taxonomy places the organism in Eukaryota, Metazoa, Chordata, Mammalia, Rodentia, Octodontidae. Gene Ontology annotation, cellular component: spindle pole; pericentriolar material; centriole. Gene Ontology annotation, biological process: microtubule nucleation; mitotic cell cycle. Gene Ontology annotation, molecular function: gamma-tubulin binding.